AAUGUAUCUUAAGAGCCUAAAACAGUGCCGGGUACCUGAACGGCACUCAAUGAAUACUUGAUGAAUGAAUUCAGAAGCUAGAUUUUCUUCCUGCAAGGCCACUGCUCUUUGGCGAUGAGGCUUAACCGACUUCUGAGCUUCUUUACACAAAGGGCCAAAUCACGGGGAGCCUAGCUGUCACGGAACUAGCCCCAGAGGUAGGUUUGAGGGACUGAGGAGACAGAAGCUAAACAAAACUAAAGAAUGCAGUUCGCUUCUUGGGGGCGGCUGAAGAGGCACGUACAAACUUCCUCUCCUUUUGCACGUCCACAAGUGUUUCAAUUGGCAGCAUAGGUGACUUUGAACAUUCUCCUACCAAAACAAAUGCAGGGCCACCGAGCCUGGGCUCUGCGACGCGGGCUUUGCCCUUCUCCGGGCAGCUUCAGUGCCCUCACUUAGGUGGUUAGGCCGCGCCUAAACAGCCUUCUUCUUCUCCGGGCCGGGACGUCCCCGCCACAGGCACAAAGCGCCAACGUGGUGCGUCCUCCGCGCCCAAGUGUCCCGCAGGCAGCCGCAGGGACCUCAGCGCCGGUCGCCUGACAGGCGGUGGGGCGAACACCCGGGCGAGGCCCCGCGACGCGUCACAGCGGGCGCGGCGGCGCCGCGGCGAUUUCCCGGCUCCCCCCCGCGCCCGCGCACGCACACGCACGCGCACGCGCAUUGCGCACAGCAUGAGGGUCGCGGCUCUGAUCAGUGGUGGGAAGGAUAGCUGUUACAACAUGAUGCAGUGCAUUGCUGCUGGGCAUCAGAUUGUUGCUUUAGCAAACCUAAGACCAGCUGAAAACCAAGUGGGGUCAGAUGAACUGGAUAGCUACAUGUAUCAGACGGUAGGUCAUCACGCCAUUGAUUUGUAUGCAGAAGCGAUGGCUCUUCCCCUCUAUCGCCGCACCAUAAGGGGAAGGAGCAUGGAUACAGGACGAGUGUACACCAAAUGUGAAGGUGAUGAGGUUGAAGAUCUCUAUGAGCUUCUGAAACUUGUUAAGGGCAUCACUAGAGUGACCUUGCUUGCUGAAUAUGAUGCUCUGAAUCUCCAAGAUUUUCACAUACAUUUGGAAGUGGGCAGCCAGGCGAUUGUUUACAGGACUCCAAAUGAACUGUGCACUCACAGCAAGUUUGAUAAACACACAUUUCCUCCUUUUAUCAGUGAGAUUGCAGAAUGUGAAGUAUGAGUUUCCAGUUUUACUCAUUCCCCUCAACCCUUUUCCUGUUUAAAAACUUAGACAUACUCAUUGGAUGCUGAUCUGUCCCUGUUAUUUAUUUUGCUUACUGGUAGUCGACGGUUUAUUCCAAUACUUACCUAAGCAAGGUUUGGCAGUCAUUCAAAAAUAAACUUUCCAUGUAUUCAACUUAAAGGAGAUUCACCCCAAGGAAUGUAAUGUGAGCGCUAAUUAACAGUAAUGACUGCUAAUCACUUUGCUUUUUAUACUCCUUUAGGAGCACUGCUAUUAUCCAAUGUAGUUAAGUAAAAUGCUUGUAUAUGAAUCAACAAUGCUGCAUCCUUUUAGCAGCUAUUGCUCACAAUCAAGCUUUGCAUAAAUUAGAAUUAACCAAAAUUGAUUUUAAUGUGCUUCAUUUCUUUCUAUGAUAGUAAACUAAAAUAUAUAGUUAAGUAUCCUGAAUAGUAAAGACAUUACGUAUUUUUCUUCUUUUUUUUUGCAAUCAUCCUUAUGGUAGAUGAAAAACAAUAUUGCAAAUAAAUUUUCACAGUUUAUGACAUUUCUCUUAGAUUUCUUUGAAAUUGCAUGUGACAUACUCUUCAUAGUCACAGUGGGCUUUGAUUGUGUUGUGUGCAUUUUAUCAGAUCAAUGAAAAGCAAUAGACUUGUGUUUAAUUUUUCUGGUUUUGCACAUUUACUUCGUGGAGGAUCUUACAGUUUCUUUAAAUUUUAUAGCUCAUUUAUAUAAACUUGGUUCAUAGAAUUGUGCAUUCAAUGUUCAUUAAAAAGGGUUGUUUUAUUAUGUUUAGUGUCUUAUUAGACUAUUAUAAAAGCUUUCUGUUUAUUUACAUGCACUCAACAUACCUACAAACUGCCUUGCCUCAGGAGGAGACUAAGCAAAACUCAUAAAUUAAUAAUUUAAGGGAGCAAUACUCAAGUAGCAUUUUGGUUAAGUUAAUAAGUUAAAGCCUUAGAGUCAGUGUUGGCCACUUUAACAAUGCUUUACUUUUGACUUUUAUUGGCUGAAAAUAACUUGUUAAACUGAGGCUUUUGUAAUAAAAUGAAAUCUACAUACCAUCUGAAGCCCCUUCUCCUCUUUUUGAUUUAUAAGUAGGUUGACAUAUUAUUGAAGAAUUUUUAACACUUUCACAGUUCUGCACUUUGAUUUCAGAGAAGGUGCUAAUCUCUCUGGAAGUUUGAGAGUGACAAAAUGAGUUGUAUACUGUUUUUCUAGGGAAUUUGGGGUUCUUUAUUAGAGGCCUUAGUUUUAUGAUGGUACCUGUAUUAAUGUUGAUUUGUCUAAUCUGUGAUGUGGUGUUGUGAUUUGAUUUGCAUUAAUGGAGUAUUCUCCUUUCUCAUUUUACAUAUUACCUCUAGUUCCUGGCAUGAUGUUCUUAUUCUUAUAUCUAAUAUUUUUGUUUCUACAGAGCGUUCAGCAAUUCAUGACGUUAUUUUUAAAUUACAAAAAUAAAAUAAUUUAAUUUCCCUUUCAUUUUUAUGUUAUUUGUUGUGUCAGAAACUUUAAUUUUUGGUGAAUAAACAAGUAUAAACAGAUUAAGUGGCAGUGUAAUAAGAAGCUUUAUAUUUUAUAUACUAGUCUUAUUGUCAUACAUUGCAAACAUAUGUGUUAAAAAAGACCUUUGGCACUGUACUUAAUUGAAUUUAGUUUCAAAAAAUUGUGACAGGAAUAAUGUGAAAGACCAAAAAAAAUAUGGAAGCUUAAUUAAAUGCUAUCCAUAGGUAAUUAUAAAACUUGUGAGUAUUAUUGUAUGUAACUUACUUAUUUUAUAUCUCAGUACUAUUACACAGUAGCACAAAAUUUGUAUCUCUGAGG
Molecule: messenger RNA, 3029 nt
Organism: Vicugna pacos (alpaca)
Lineage: Eukaryota; Metazoa; Chordata; Mammalia; Artiodactyla; Camelidae
Gene: DPH6
Product: diphthamine biosynthesis 6
Biological process (GO): protein histidyl modification to diphthamide
Molecular function (GO): diphthine-ammonia ligase activity
Source: RefSeq, a predicted model, not a curated record